UUCAUAGCAACGCUCCUUGGAUACCAGGAGGCGGAAGCGCGCCCAUAGUGGCGGACAAAAAACUGCCACAGCAAUAACAACAUCAGCAUGGACUCUCUACGGAGGUUGGCUGGGUCACCUCAGUUGCCUGAAGAUGAAGAUGUGAGACAGUCUGUUGGACAAUCUGGACCAGGAUCUGAAAGUCAUGGCAGCCACGAACAAACAGGGAGAAACUCUUUACAGUUAGAGUUUCAGGACAGUAAUCUUUCUCCAGCCCUUCCCCUGCUGCCUGCACACUCUGGAGGGGAGCAUAACUUCACUGAAUAUUCUUUAUUCCAACAAAGUGAUGCUGAAUUUGCCCCAUUAAGGCCAUACCCUGAUGUUUCUAUGAUAUCUGAGAAGUUGCACUUCACACCCCUGGGAGCGUUGGAGUGCCCCUCAUUAACUCGGCGUGCUUUGGCCCAGGAAGCCAGACUUUCUGAGGAGGGAGGGAGCAGCUGCAGCUCUCUGUCCCAGCACAGUUUGUCACCAGAUGAAGGCAGACGAGAAGAAAGGGUUUCCCCCCCGCUGACUGGAACCACUGAGAACAAGCCGGGAGUCGAAGACAAGGACAUGGAGACAUUAACCGAUCAAAUAAAUAAACCAGUAGGAGAGGCUCCUGACAGUGACACUUUUUUUCUGAGUAAAGAUGUUCCUGCUCAGCACCUUCUGGAGCUUCUUCAGAAAGAUGUGGGCAUACUAAGCAGCAGCAGCAGUGCCGUUUCCUCCUCCUCUGAGACCUCUGUGAAAAGGACUACAUCUACAUGUGAGGAGCCGAAAAAUAGACAAGUUAGUGAAGCAGACAGUGACCACAGCAUGGUUAUGAGAGAAGGGCCUCCAGGUGAAGCCUCGGUUUCCCCGCAGCUGACACGACAAACUGACAGAGGUUUCUACCCCAUCGAGUCACAAGAAGCUGUGUCCCAGGUCUGUAAUGUCACCACGGGAUCCCGUGGCACCCAACCUGACGACACGACUGAGGCUUUACACAGAGAUCUGCUGUCUGAGGCUCAGAGGGCCGAGGUUAAAAGCCAGAAAAACACCACAACACGAGGGGAAACUCAAACAGAGACGUCAGGAGGUAAAUCAAGUACGAAGUGGACGGGGCCGUUUUCUGCAGGAGUAGAUCGGUCUCACAGAGUACAAGAGCUCUGGUCCUCAGGGAACCAGACCGGAAUCGACGGCUCCUACCUGGGUUUCCUUCCUCAGUCACAGUCCACCCCUGGUGUUUUCAAGGCUCCUCUCAAAUCUGAUGUCAAGGCCAGAUUUGGGCACCUUUCAGCCAUCGACUCGAACAAAGACAGCUCGUACCAGUCGAGCGCAGGGGUCUGUCCACAGUCUGCAGACGCCCAUCACCCUGACGCAGAAAGUCCAGAAGAAGCCUCCUCUGCUAAAGUCCAGUCUCUCCCAAGCCUUACCUACGUUCAGAAAGUUGACGCUUGGAGGGCCAAUCAGAGUUCAGGGAAAACUUCAUUGUUCGACAGCCUGGCGCUACAAGGGUUUUGUGGCGUCUCACCUAAAAAGAAAGCAUACGAUGCGGUGUCGGACACACUAAAUCGCAUCCUGAGUCAGCAUGUCGGCAGGUUCACUCAGUCACCCAGUGUUUCCAGUGCGACCAAUCAGAAUGUAGCACCGAACACCUCCACAGCUCCCUCUGGGUCUUCAUCUUCACGCAGAGGGGAGGCAGUGGGCAGUGCUCCCAGUGAAAAGGAGAACACAGGGUCUGCAGCGCCUCUGUCGGCUUCUCCCUUCGGCCGCUCACAGUCCCAUUCCUCCAUCAGCACAGUUAAGUCUGUCAAGAAAGAUCCGCAGACGGAGCAGGAGGUGAGUCACGGAACAGAAGACGAGCCUCAGCAGCCGAGUGCCGCGGUCCUACCUCGCAUGAGCCUCGGUCAGUUCAGCGACGUGACGCUCUCGAGUUCCCAAGACAGUUACACCUCAGGACAGAAAUUAGGAGCGUCCUCUGUGGUGAGCCUAGAGGUUGACAACUACGCCCCCUACUGGACUUCCAAAGUGUUGACACCGCCACCUCAGCCCCGGCCUCAAGAGUUUAACAUUGAAGAAAGAAUCCCGUUGUAUCUCCAAAACCUGGGCAUUGACCAGUCUCCUUCAGCAAUCUUGACUCCGUUUGUACCCAGAGGACCGAUAAGAGAGCCAGAGUUUUCUCCUAGUGAUUUCACUACAAUUAAAGGAUCGAUUGGGACGCCAACCAGAAGCAUUCUGCCCUCUGAAGGUGGCAGUCUACAUAAAGGAGAGUUCUCCAGGUCCAGUGUCCUGUCUCUGGACUCCAGUGUCUCUGUCCCCCUGAGCCUGGACGGUCUGGCUCCAGUCCCGGUCCCAGAGCCCACCAGAACCUCUCCUUUAUCAGACUCUGCAGUGGAUCGGAGUUACCACAGACAGGCUCAUCAACCGGACUCAGAAUCCUCCUUUCCCAGACAGCAGGAGGGCAGCAACUUCUCCAACGGCCAGACCACCAUCCAGCCAGCAGACCAAGCUGGGUCCGACCCCUGGUUGGUCACCAAGAGUAGAUGUGUGGACAAAGACUUGGAAACUCACUUGCAAAGGAAACAAAGUCUGGAACAAAGUGCAGAGGAUUCUUUCGUCAGCUCCACUGCCUUGUCGGAGAUCCGUAAACUACUGACUCAGGCCGACAGCGUGGUUUCAUCCAGGUCCUCCGCAGCCUCCGAUUUGUUUCUGUCACUGAAGAAGAAAACCAGCAGAGUCCAGGAUGACCCCCACCCUUCCUCUUCCGCUGAUGAAGACCCCACAGCUCGUCGCUCUCUGCUGUGGACCAGGUCUUCAUCCGACUCCGCGCUGACCUCGGACAAACCCAGGGAAAGCGUCACAGGUGGGGAACCUUCACCGGGGAGCCCUGGUUACCCGAGUGCCCAGACCUCCGUUGCUGCACGCGUCCCACAGCAGAGCGGCGUGGUCAGCAGAAGCGCAGGGAUGUCCCUCGUUCUGUCUAAGUCGGUCCGGAGGGCGGAGCCUGAGGGCUGCAGCGCUGCACCACCACCGCAGCCCCCCGUCACCAACCCGUCACCAGCUACAAGUACACAUCAGCUCAGCUCCACCCCCACGCCGCCAAACGAGGUGAAACCCACCGCGCAGGGACGACCCUUGGACAGCGACUCCUCCUCGUCCGUCCCCGAUGACGCCGACCAGGGAGGGAUGAGUGACGGGAGCAGCGACAGCUCACUGGCGGUCAGAGUGGCCAAAUUACUGCAAAGUGAGUCUCCGGCCACCAUGGUGUCCAGCACAGGCAGCACCACUGACCAAGAGGAGAGCAAGGCCAGAGGUGAGAGCAGCAAGUGGAUUCCAGAGUGGAUUAAACUCGUGAUAUCAGGACUGCAGUGUGAAGCACUGGAGCUGGACAAAGAAGACAGACGGAGGAUUGAAGAGAUCAAGAGAGAGCUGUUGUUGAAAAACCCUAUAAAGAGCCAAAGUAGUUCAGACACAGAGGCCAGUGCAGCGUCCAGUGUUAAAGACCAGAGGAGUCACAAUCCACCUCAUCCUGCGGAGACGUUCGCCUCCAUCAACGACAUCCAGCCGUCUGAGAGCGUCGCUGCUAAAACCUCAGACUCCAGUGGGCACCUUCACAACCCAUCUGCUGAAAAUAUUGAGGCGCGGGUACGAGAGAUUGCCGUCAGAGAAGGCGUGACCCUCCCCAGGACCAGAGCACUCACCUCCAUCACCAUCUCCACCUGCAGACGCUCCGUCUCCCCUUCACCCUCCACCUCCCCGGUACCUCCACUGAGCCCAGCUGCAGAACCGCUGCAUCCGAGCCCCCCCGCCUUGGCAGCAGCCAACGGGCAGCUUCCACCGACAUGGACUGAAGAAAACUCGACCAAAGAGCCAGGAUCCACGUCUUCACCGAGCGACGACCUCCUGAACGCUCAUCCAGCAGCAGGACGGACGAGGCAGGACGCCGUAGGAGGACACAACGAAGACCUUCCCUCGUCCUCUCUGGGUUUGAACAACAAUGAUGACGGAAACGCAGCGUCUUUGAAAAGAGAAGAAAAGUUAAUAAUCCAAGACACCUCAGGUCCUGGUUCUGGUCCUGGUCCAGAGCAGGCCCGGGCCAGAACGGGUCACGUGUCACACAUCCGUCUCACGCUGUCCCCCAAGGCCACCGAUCACAGCGUGUCCACCACCAUCUCCACUCAGGACCGGGUCAUUCCUCGGAAAGUCUUCGUCCCUCUCAGACACUCGUCGUCCGUCUCCAGCCCGGAUGAGGGUGUGGGUUUGUCCAGUCCACCGGAGUGGAACGAGGCCAGAGAGCAACUCAGACCACGAGGGUCCAGGAGGACGGAUGUCUCUUCACUCUUCAAACCUCAGAAAAGGACCACCGCCACCUCCACAACCUCCGUCCAGGUGUCACCGAAGCCCUUCGCCAUGGAAACACCAGCGGUCCCGCUCCUGUUGCCGUAUAAACCACGGGGGAGUGAAGAGCUCUUCUAUAUCCCUCAGACUGAAACCGACGUCUGGUCUACGGACACCUCCAUGGAGAGCAGCCACACAGGCUCAGACGACGCUGUCCCUCCUCCAUUCAGCAGCGAGGUCCUGGGUCAGCUGGAUCCAGGUGUGGACCGUGGAGUCACCAUCAGACACACAGAGGGAAUCUACAGUAAAAGGCUGAAGACGAUGGAGCUGCCGGCUUCCACAGGCAUCUCUGUCGCAGCAGGACCCUCCCAAACGGACCAGGGUCCGCCUUCUCGUCCGUCCACAGACGCCUUCACCUCAGUGUCUUCAACAAACCUCCCAGAACCCCCACCGUCCAGGAGAGACCAGGGGACCAGCCCAGUCCACUUCCCUGGUUCGGAUCACCCACAGCCCAGCAGUGAUGUCUUUCAGCCGGUUCAGGUGCACAGAGACCAGAUCCGGACAGUCCAUGUCCUGGAUCACAGCCCUGUGGAGCCAGACCAGGACGGGCAGGAGUCCACCGUCCUCCAGUCCAGGUCCCAGCUCAGUGCCCUGGACCAGCUGUGGCAGAGGUUCUGUGAGCACUGGAGCCUGGACCAGACCCGUCCAACCAGAGACAAGGAGGCGUCUCUGCUGGAGCGUCUGGAGCGUCUGUCCCGCCUGAUCCAGACCAGACAGGACGGGACGGGUUCAGAACCGGAGCAGCAUCGAUCCACCACAGAACCGAAACCUGGAACUGGGGAGGAGGACCUAAGAGUUCUGAAGAAACACAGACACGAGGGGUUUGGAGAAAUGAGGAGGGUUCAGGGUGAGGACAGAGACCUGGACCAGAAACACAGACCAGUUCACCUGAGACCUCCUCAGACCUGGACCUCCAAACCUGCAGAGGACACCUUCUCUUCCCAGAGUCCACACCUGUGUCCUGCAGACAGAGACGAGUCAGAGACGCUGUCCACCACGUCCGGGUCCAUGUCCACCGUGGACACGGCCCGACUGACCCGAGCCUUCGGCAUCCACAGAGUCCAGAACCUGAAGACCGGCUCCAGCCUCAGUAAACUGUACACCGCCAUCAACAAGCAGAAAGAGGGGCGGGGCCAGAGGAGAGGGCGCCACAAAGACCCACCUGUCCUCACCCCAUCAGAGACCACCGGGUCCGACGAUUCCUCUAUCACAGCUGACUCCACGUCGUACAUGGACUCCUACACCGUCCAAUCACAGCGCAGACCCUCCACCGUUCUGACAACCAAGAAAACUGUCAAACUGGUCAACAAAGGCAUUCAAGCAGGCGACCUGGAGAUCGUCAGUAACGGGACUCGACGCCACACCCGCGACGUCGGAACCACGUUUCCGUCUCCCAGACUGAUGUCAUCUUCGUCCAGCGCUGACAGAGGAAGAGGAGGAGGAGGGGGGGGAGGAGGAGGGAGGAGCUCCACUAAGAGUUCACAGAAACAGAGGAGGAGCAGGAGGAGGAGCCCCAACAGGAUCUACCCUGAAGGCGUGUCUUGGUUCAUCUCUGCCGACGACCUCAGAUCUGAGUCCAGGAAGGAGAACCAGCCCAAGGAUGACGGGCUGCUUCAGAGGCGGAGCUUGGCCUGGUUCGAGUCGUACACCAGAACCGACCCAUGGAGGGAACCGCUCCGACAGAGACAAGUCCACCAGCCCGCUAUGACACAGCACACGGACCCGGACCCUGAACCCAGAACCAAAACCACCGGUCUGACCCGGGUCUCCCUCCAGGAGGCGCUGCAGACGCGUCGUCCAGGCUUCAUCUCCAGGUCCAACCAGAGGAUGAGGCGUCUGGCUCUGCAGGUGGAGCAGAGGAGGCUCCAGACCACCUUCAGCAGGGAACUGGAUCAGGUCUGGGAUCGACCAGGGAGACUCCCCAAACCAGCAGGAACAGCUCAGCUGAGGAGGGCGGUACCGAGGAGGGAGAUGGUCCAGAGGUCCAAACAGAUCUAUGAGAAUCUGCCGGAGGUUCAAAUAAGGAGAGAAGAGGAGCGACGGAAAGCCCAGUACAGAACCUAUCGACUCAACGCUCAGAUUUACAACAAGAGAAUCACCAACCACGUCCUGGGCAGACGAACGGCCUGGAACUGACCAGUAAAACGCACAAUAAACCAGUAACCCACCAAUUUAACUA
Sphaeramia orbicularis (orbiculate cardinalfish) is the source of this 6577-nucleotide messenger RNA. RefSeq names its product ALMS1 centrosome and basal body associated protein (gene alms1). Gene Ontology annotation, cellular component: centrosome; centriole; cytosol. Gene Ontology annotation, biological process: regulation of centriole replication. Gene Ontology annotation, molecular function: microtubule binding. The coding region runs from base 88 to 6534 and encodes 2148 amino acids. Lineage: Eukaryota; Metazoa; Chordata; Actinopteri; Kurtiformes; Apogonidae. The transcript is spliced from 19 exons. The record is from RefSeq and is a predicted model, not a curated record.